This is a messenger RNA of Nematolebias whitei (Rio pearlfish), 996 nucleotides long. It is a transcript of the gene ube2ib, whose product is annotated as ubiquitin-conjugating enzyme E2Ib. The coding region runs from base 151 to 627 and encodes 158 amino acids. Gene Ontology annotation, biological process: protein sumoylation. The transcript has 7 exons. The record is from RefSeq and is a predicted model, not a curated record. Gene Ontology annotation, cellular component: nucleus. NCBI's taxonomy places the organism in Eukaryota, Metazoa, Chordata, Actinopteri, Cyprinodontiformes, Rivulidae. Gene Ontology annotation, molecular function: SUMO conjugating enzyme activity.
UUGUUUCAGUUCGCUGUUUUUGGCUCUACUCGGAGCGGCUGGUUUUUCCGGAGGGAAACUUUACAAGGUUUAACAGGAUUCAAGCACGAUCAAUUCAUUUCGCUUAAUUAGCAAAGACAGUACAACCAUACUGAGAGGAGUUCGAACACCAUGUCAGGUAUUGCAUUGAGCCGGCUUGCCCAGGAGCGCAAAGCAUGGCGGAAGGACCAUCCUUUUGGAUUUGUAGCCGUACCAACAAAAAAUCCAGACGGAACCAUGAAUCUUAUGAACUGGGAAUGUGCUAUCCCUGGAAAAAAGGGGACUCCAUGGGAAGGAGGUCUGUUCAAACUGCGCAUGUUAUUCAAGGAUGACUACCCUUCUUCACCUCCAAAAUGUAAAUUUGAGCCGCCGCUCUUCCAUCCAAACGUGUAUCCAUCAGGCACAGUAUGCCUAUCUAUUCUAGAGGAGGACAAGGACUGGAGACCAGCCAUCACAAUAAAGCAGAUCUUAUUAGGCAUCCAAGAACUCCUAAAUGAGCCAAAUAUCCAGGAUCCAGCCCAAGCAGAGGCUUACACAAUCUACUGCCAAAACAGAGUAGAAUAUGAAAAAAGAGUUCGAGCACAAGCCAAAAAGUACUCCCCCUCGUAAGAGGUGCCGGCUCGCCUCGCUGCGGCAGAAGGAAUGGGUUUACCAGGAGUCACCUCUCCCCGCCCAGCCUCUCGAUGAAUGUGCUCCUCUCACAUCAGGACUCGCUUAAAGACUUUCUAUUUAAACUCCACACAUUCUGUGCCAUCCUUUCACCCGUUUCGUUUUUCCAUCUUAAAUGCCGGUUGGCGCGCAACGCUGGGAGGGGGACGGGUGCUCGAGCGCCCCGGUCAUUUCUUUUUAAACGUUGUCUUACGUGGUGCGAGGGACGCAGCCUCCGUUUCAUCUACUCCAUGCGAAGUCGGCUGUCAUCGAUCUUCAUGGAAAAAAAGAAAUGUCUGUUUUAUUUUGCUCUUUUCACAGGGUCCUUUU